AACUAGAGUCAGCAGCAGAUACUUUGCGACCAGUGAGUAGCCGUGUCGGCACUGAUGCCGUCUUGAAGGUCUGUAAGAUACAGUCCAGGCUCAUUAUUCCAUGCCCACGUAUCCGACAUCAGCAUCUCCGAAACGCCACGCUUUGUGAUUUUGACUUUUGCAGACGGGCCAUUACUAUCCACUUGGCCUAUCAAUGACUGAGAUAGAUCCUUCGCCUCAGCAUGGAUCGCCGAGUAGUGGUCGACACAAGUACCACUUUCAAGCGCCUCGAGGAUGGAUGAAUGACCCUUGUGCUCCGGGACAUGACUCCAAGACUGGGUUAUAUCACCUUUUCUAUCAAUGGAAUCCCCACUCGCCUUUCUGGGAUAACAUCUGUUGGGGUCACGCAACAAGUAGAGAUCUUGUUAACUGGACGCAUUCGUGCGAAGAGCCCGUCCUCUCCCCUGAUCAAGGAUACGACCAAAAAGGUAUCUUCACGGGCUGUUUCCAUCCCUCUGGCCCUGACGGAGAAACUGAUACGCUCUCGGUGUUCUAUACCAAUGUCAAUCACCUUCCUAUCGCAUGGGAUCAACCGUAUACGCGAGGAUGCGAGGGUGUGGCCAUGGCAACUUCGGUAGACGGAGGGAAGACAUGGCACAAAUAUUCCAAGAACCCCUGCGUCAAAGAGGAGCCGUCAUCUAUCGAUGUGACUGGGUUUCGUGACCCUUUCGUGGCGCCGUGGCCUGCAUUAGAUGCAAAACGGGGUUCGAGCGGGAGCCUGUACGCUCUCAUGUCCGGUGGUAUACAAAAUGCUGGUCCCAGGGUGUUCCUGUACGAAUUGGACCCCCAACACCCGUCCAGAUGGACGUACCUGUAUCCUUUGACCGUUGAUGUACCUUCAAACGCUGGUUCAAAUACCCGUUGGAGCAAAGACCUUGGUGUCAAUUGGGAAUGUGCCAGCUUUGCCACGGUGCGGUCCCUGGACCGCACAAUAUCGCGAGAAGUACUCAUGGGUGGCUCAGAGGGCGUCGAGGAGGAAUUGGACGCCGCAUACUACGUGGAGAGACCGUCUGCACCGAAGCAUACACCUCGUUCAGCUUUCUGGACCAUGGGUUCUCUGAAUGACGAGGGGAGGUUGUCCCUCCCAGUCGUCGGCAAUUUGGAUUGGGGAUCGUUCUACGCUGCCGCCAAAUUCGAUGCAAGAGAUGGACGCCAGUUGCUGAUUGGAUGGAUCAUUGAAGAAGAUUUGAGCAAAGACGCUCUUCAGGCCAAAGGCUGGACUGGGUGCCUCUCCAUACCCCGAGAAGUGUUCAUACAGAAGAUCGACAAUGUUAUAGGGGGAUUGCGAACGGCUCUCAGGGAGAUCACUUCUGUCGAGGUGGUCGAGGACGAACGAUGCGUCCUGACCGUUGGUUACCGGCCAGUCCAGGAGCUCGAGACGUUGCGUCGGUCACCCAUCCUGGAAAAGUCGUCUAUCACAAUGGGAGAGUCUCGUCACCGGCUUCUCGAUAAGGCGUCAUUGUCCUGUGAGGCCGUUCUCGAUUUGCAGCUCUCCAAAGACACGCAAAUGGUGUCAUUUAUCAUUCGGGAGGAGUCUGAAGCACAAUACGAGACUGUCAUCGCAUUUGACUGCAUCAAUGAGUGCCUACUAGUGGAUAGAUCAAGGUCUACGACACGAGAUGACAUCAACACGGUCACUGAACGCGCACCUUUCACUCUCUUCCGCACAGAAACCGAUGGCCGUGAGCGCAUAGAGCCACUCCGAUUGCGACUGUUCCUCGAUCAUGAUGUCGUUGAAAUCUUUGCCAAUGACAGGUGUGCCAUCUCAACCCGAGUGUAUAGCCCCAGGAGUGCUACAGGGAUGUCCUUACAGGUCACUGGAGGUGGGGAGCUGCAACGUCUAGUCGUAUGGGAGCUGUAGUACAUUACGUUAUUUAUUAAUAGAAUCAGUGCCACAUAAAUGACACUCAACGGAAGCAAAAUUCCC
Molecule: messenger RNA, 1966 nt
Organism: Kockovaella imperatae
Lineage: Eukaryota; Fungi; Basidiomycota; Tremellomycetes; Tremellales; Cuniculitremaceae
Product: glycosyl hydrolase
Exons: 4
Coding region: 194-1900 (568 amino acids)
Biological process (GO): sucrose catabolic process
Molecular function (GO): sucrose alpha-glucosidase activity
Source: RefSeq, a predicted model, not a curated record